GACAAGAAGCCAGGCACCGAAUGCGACAAUUUCGGUCCCAAGAAGGCUCUUCGGAUCAAAGUGAAAGUGCGGGACACCGUCCACGACCGCAACAAGUUAGGCGAGCAAGUGACUGUCAGGGAGCGCGAGGCCGAACAGAAGAAGCCCUCGAAGACCGCCGUUGCCAGCAUGAAGCGCUCAUUGACGAAUUCGCACUCGUCGUUCCGUGAGCUCGAGAAUCUCGUUGACAAGGAGGCCGUGGAAGAGAGGCAGAAAGAACACAGGUCCUCCUUAGCAUCCGCCUUCACCCCGUUGAACCUGGGCACCUUCUCAUCAAAGCAGUCUGCGACAGCGGCAGGCUCAGUUACAGACAUCAUCGCCAGCAUUCGCCAGCAGCAGUCGGAGUCGGACGCCGAUCUGCUGGAGGUUGAGUCCACAGCUGGUUCUGUCGACUCGGGCGCCGGCGCCGGCGGAGGAGGCGAUGGCAAUGAUAAGAAAAGGAGGCGCUGGGAUCGCGACACGCAGACCCUCAAGGCAGAAACGAAGCACCUGGAGACGGUCGAGAAAGUGAGGCAGUUGGCUGACAAGACCUUGUCUGAGGUUGUGGAUGCGGAGAAGAAGAUGAUCAAUCAGGUCGAGGACGCGGAAUACUUCAAGAAGCACUUGGAGAUCUUGCAGCUGCGCAAGGAAGCUCUGGUUGCCUUUUCGCAAACUUGUAACCUGAAGGCGUACCAAGCCUUGGUGAAGUCGCAUACUAGGAAAUCACCGUGCCCGGACUUUCUCAGCAUCAUCUCUAUCGAGGAGUUCAAGGACAAGCAGACGGAGUUCUCGGCCGCAACUUGCGCUGAGGAGUUGAAGACGUUCGAGAACAUGUGCAAAGCAGAGCUGGUCAAGAUGAAUCAGCUCAUCGGCGCCAACAAAGCCAUCGUCAAAGAUGCGCAGACCUUGCUCAAGUCCCGCGCCAAGCAGCUGCAGACCAUCCAAGAGAACAAGACGAAGGCCGCCGCCGCCAAGUCCGCAGCUGCGGCCGUCAUGGGGCCACCCUUGCCCAAGAAGGCCAAGAUCAACACCACUGGCGACAUUCUGAACUUCGAGUACGGCGAGGAUCAGCAGAUGAACGCCUACAGCUUCGAGGCGACCAACUGCAGCAAUCCGAGCCUGUUGGAGCCUUUCGUGGUGACUGGCUGCGGCAGCCAGGUGGACGCAGCGGUACCGGAGGCGACGCUGAAAGCUUUCCAACAGAAGUUUCUCAACAGCCCACAACGAACCAGCUCAGGGCGCGCGACUGCGCCGAUGAAGGACCCUACGGAUCAGCAGCGCGCAAUGACAGCUGUGCUUGGAUGCUUCCCCGAUGAACUCAAGAAGUACUUGUACAACCCUGACACCUUCAAGAAAGACCACCCUGAAGUGUUCAAGCUCCUCGUUCCAGCCUUGUCAGCAAGUGCCGCCGACGCCCAGUAUGCUGGCACUGAGAACUGUUUCAUGCCGAAGUUGCGCCUGACCCUCAAAGGCAUCGCCAACGUCGUGAUGGUGCGCGCAGACAACUACGUAGCGUGGUCUGGUAAGAACAUCAGCGAGGCUGCGGCUUCGGACUCCAAGGGCAUCACCCUCGAGGCUUGUUUCAAGAAGAUUGCCGCGAUGACGAGUGCUGAGAUUGCUGACUUCACCAGGGAGCACCCCGGUUCCAUCAAGCAGGCGACGGUCGCGAAGGGAGACUUCGCUUACACGCCCACUGGAUGGAUCCUGAUGGAGCACACGAAGCCUGUGGACGAUAUGGCGUGCGUGAAGAUGUCGAUCCUUCACUUCUUCGACGGCGACAGCAUCAACUUCGCGAGCAAGUCUAUGGAGCUGCUGGUCAGCAGCCUAGAUGGCUUGAACAAAAACGUGGCUUUGGUGAAGGAGGUGUUUGAGAUCAUCAAGAAGAACCCCGACCCCAAUGAGAAGAAAGAUGAUGACACGGCUGGGAAGUGA
This is a messenger RNA of Prorocentrum cordatum, 1950 nucleotides long. NCBI's taxonomy places the organism in Eukaryota, Dinophyceae, Prorocentrales, Prorocentraceae. The record is from the annotation of a GenBank genome assembly.